This is a messenger RNA of Diaporthe amygdali, 1272 nucleotides long. RefSeq lists its product as uncharacterized. The record is from RefSeq and is a predicted model, not a curated record. The transcript is spliced from 2 exons. The coding region runs from base 1 to 1272 and encodes 423 amino acids. Gene Ontology annotation, molecular function: FAD binding. NCBI's taxonomy places the organism in Eukaryota, Fungi, Ascomycota, Sordariomycetes, Diaporthales, Diaporthaceae.
AUGGCGCGGUUGAAAGUGCUCAUUUGCGGUGGCGGCGUAGCCGGAAACGCUCUGGCGUUCUGGCUCAACAAACUCGAUCACGAUGUCACGAUCGUAGAGUGGUACCCAGACUUGCGAGUAACCGGGCUACAGAUUGACCUGCGCGGAUACGGCAUUGAGGUUCUGAAACGAAUGGGCCUCGACGACGAGUUUCGCGCCCAUGCCGCAAAAGAGGAAGGCCUAAAGGUGAUGUCGAGCUCUGGGAAGCAGUGGGCAUACUUCCCGGCGAACAAGAGCGGCAAGGGCAAGCAGACCUUCACAUCGGACUACGAGAUCAUGCGGGGUGACCUUACCAGGAUCUUCCACAAUGCUUCAAAGGCCAAGAUCUUGUUCGGAACUUCUGUCAAGAGCUUUGAGGAGAAAGGCGACUCAGUCGAGGUCGUGUUCUCCGAUGGCAAGGCUGACCGAUUUGAUCUCCUGGUCGGCGCAGAUGGGCAGUGGUCACGCACUCGCAACAUGAUGAUCGAACGGGACACUCCAGAUCCGAUGCAUUUCCUUCGCCACAAUGUCUAUAUCGGCUACUACACCAUGCCAAAGGAGAUCGAGCCAGGCGAAACAUACGACGCCACGAUCUUCCCAGCGACCAGGGGCAGGCUUAUCAUAAUGCGGAGGAGCAACCCCCAUCAGAUCCAGGUAUACCUACAAUUGAUGUACACGGCAGCCACAGAGCGAUUGAGACAAGCCCAUAGGGGCGGGGUCGACGGCGAGAAGGCUGCCAUGGCUGAGAUUUUCCAGGGUGCUGGAUGGCGGACAGAAGAAUUUCUCAAAGGAUUGGAGAAGUCAGAUGAUUUCUACCUCGAGCGCCUCGGCGUCGUCAAACUCGAUUCUUGGUCCAGGGGACACGUCACACUCGUUGGAGAUGCCGCGCACUGUCCCUCUGCAGUGACGGGGAUGGGCACGACGUCGGCUAUUGUUGGGACCUACAUACUGGCGGGAGAAAUCGACAAGCACUGUGGAAGGCUUGGAACCAACGAUGGCCUCGCCGUCGCGCUCAAGGAGUAUGAUCAGAAGCACCGGCCUUUCGUGAAUCAUGUUCAAGAGGGUGUUGUGGAAGGAUCCAGGUUCUAUGACAUCUUUCCCACAUCGUGGUGGGGGAUUGCUGUUCUAAACUUCUUGCUUUGGGUGAUAACAGUUUUGAGAUUGGAUGUCAUUGGGCAAUGGGCUUUUCGGGAGGCCGACGAAAGUCAAUGGCAGCUCCCCGAAUACGAAGAGAUGCUAAGUAAGGUCAAAUAG